AUGAGACCCGAACAGAUAGUUCACCAACAAUGGCUAUUUAAUUACAUUCUAAAAAGGGAGCUUAAGGCGGUUUCAUUUAUUAUUUCAAGGAUGCCAACAACAUGUGGAUUUCCAAACUGCAAGUUUCGGUCGCGUUAUAAAGGCUUUGAGGAUAAUCGACACUUUUAUCGAGUACCAAAGAAACCCUCAACUCUUCGAGCAAAGUGGCUGGAAGCCAUAGGUCGAACAGAAGCCAACAUUGUCAGUCAGUUGCGCAUAUGCUCGGGUCACUUUCAUGGUGGUGAAAAAAAAGAGGGUGAUAUACCAGUUGCUGAUCCCGCUAUCGAUCCACCGAAACGAAUUGAAUUACCCUCGAAAAAUCCACGCCUCCCUGUAGGAUCUUCUUCGUCAUUUGUUCGUAACUAUCCCCGAGGUGGCUCAUCGAAUGCUUCGCGUUUUCGCGGUAGAGGGAGGGGAAGUUUGCCCCUCAAACUGAUUCCUCCACGCUUCGUAUCACCCAUUCCACCACCAACUUCGCUUACAUCGAUGGAAGUUUCGAUGCCGGGUAUGAAUCAAGAAGCAUUGAUGAAUGCAUGGAACAUGCUCUUGAAUGGAUCUCCAUAUCUACCUCCGCUCUCAACGAUUCUACAGAACAUUCCACAAAAUGCCAUUCUUCCAACUGCUGCGACUACUACUGCUCAGCCCAUAGACUCAUUAUAUUUAGUGAAAUUUAUUCGCUAUUUUCUUAUCAUUCGUUGA
Messenger RNA from Rodentolepis nana, 738 nucleotides. The record is from the annotation of a GenBank genome assembly. Lineage: Eukaryota; Metazoa; Platyhelminthes; Cestoda; Cyclophyllidea; Hymenolepididae.